Molecule: messenger RNA, 3473 nt
Organism: Hemicordylus capensis (graceful crag lizard)
Lineage: Eukaryota; Metazoa; Chordata; Lepidosauria; Squamata; Cordylidae
Gene: MOK
Product: MOK protein kinase
Exons: 13
Coding region: 254-1570 (438 amino acids)
Biological process (GO): protein phosphorylation; intracellular signal transduction
Cellular component (GO): nucleus; cytoplasm
Molecular function (GO): protein serine/threonine kinase activity; ATP binding
Source: RefSeq, a predicted model, not a curated record
AGGCAUUCGGAGGCUAGCUAUUCUAGCCACUGCGUUUGCGCCGCUGCGAGGGCGGGGCGUGGCUGACAAGGUCGUGCCCCCGGGUUGCGGAGCUUGACGCUCUGGGGUUGCCAGGGUGACGGGGAUACAACAUGGUGCGCUGACAGCUCUGCCGUGGGGAGGGGGGUCUGGAGCGUCUGAGAGGACUCGCGUCCUCGGCCCCCACCCACCCCCUCCCCACCCGGAGGAGACCCGCGGGAAGAGCGAGCGGAGGAUGAACAGUAAGGGGUCUGCGGAGAUCAGCCCAUUGGGUGCGGAAUACAAAACAAUUGGUAAAAUUGGUGAGGGAACAUUUUCUGAUGUUCUGAAGAUACAAAGUCUAAAAGAUGGACGAUAUUAUGCAUGUAAACAAAUGAAACAGCAUUUUGAAAGUAUCGACCGUGUGAACAACCUCAGAGAAAUACAAGCAUUAAGGCGACUGAAUCCACACCCAAAUAUCCUUACGUUGCAUGAAGUGAUUUAUGACAAGAAAGCUGGUGCGGUUGCAUUAAUAUGUGAACUUAUGGACAUGAACGUUUAUGAACUGAUCAAAGGGAGGAAAAAGCCACUGCCCGAAAAGAGAAUAAUGCAUUAUAUGUACCAGUUAUGCAAGUCUCUUGAUCACAUGCACAGAAAUGGAAUAUUUCACAGAGAUGUGAAACCAGAAAACAUAUUAAUAAAGCAGGAUCUUCUGAAACUAGGAGAUUUUGGAUCCUGUAGGAGUACACAUUCCAAACAGCCCUACACAGAAUAUAUCUCUACCCGCUGGUACAGGGCACCCGAAUGUCUUCUCACGGAUGGCUACUAUAGUUACAAAAUGGAUAUGUGGAGUGCUGGCUGUGUGUUCUAUGAAAUUGCAAGUUUCCACCCACUCUUUCCUGGAUCUAAUGAACUGGACCAAAUAUCAAAAAUUCAUGAUAUUAUAGGUACCCCUCCUAAGAAGAUUCUUAAUAAGUUCAAGCAGUCAAGAGUGAUGAGCUUUGAUUUUCCCAUGAAGAGAGGAAAAGGAAUCUCUCCACUUAUGCCUAAUGUGUCCAACAAAAGCCUAACGCUUAUGUAUGCAAUGAUACAAUAUGACCCUGAUGAGAGAAUAGAUGCCCAUGAAGCACUACAGCAUCCUUACUUCAGAGAGCUGAGGUCAGCAGACACUCUUAGGUUGGCAGAGAAACAAGCUUUGACCAUGCGCAGAAAAAUGAGAUUAGCAGAAAACCCAUUAGAAAGGGACUGUAUCAGCUUGCGGCGUAUUUCAAAGGAGGAUCAAAGGCAGAACCUUCUUAGGAGAGCCCAGAAGAAUCCACUGGGACUUCAUGGACCUCCCUAUGCAGUUGAGUUGCCAAAGCUGACUAUUCCUGCAGUAACCAACUUGACUUCUUACUCUAAUCCUACAUUUCAGUCAGUUUUUACUUUACCAGCAAGCAACCAACAACUCCAGGUGUUGCAGCCUAUAACAUAUUUUGGGACACAUCGCAAGUCUGAAAAACAGAAGGAUUUUAAAUCUCCUGUGAAACAGUACCACUUGCCUGCUCUGGAAAGAAGAGGUGGAGGAUAUUGAUAGACUCAGAAUCCCUUAUGCUCUCCUCAUUCUCAAAAAGUGGUACACCAGCUGCAGACAGUAGACAUCUAUAUCAGCAGAAGCACUAGAUUUCCAAACAAAACUAGAAGUGAGAAACCUUUCAUAGAACCAGAAAGACUCGUGGAUAGUACAAGGAGCACAUACCAAAUAUCAGUCAUGUCUACAGAUAAUUGUGGGACACACAGAUGGUACAAGAAUAGCCAAGACCUUACCUUGUAAAGCUUGAACUGACGGUUGCAGAGGUAAUUUUUCCAGAAAAGCCCAGUCAUCUUCAAGGAAGCAUGAAUCAAAACAAAUCCACAUAAAUUUUACACUACAGAAGUGGUGUAUUUCUUCUGUGCGUGGUGACAAUACUCAGAGGCAUUUGGGUGACACUGCAAAGUUUCAUUCUUGCUGUAAGCAGAAGUGAAACAUAACUUUAAAGCAGUAUCAGGAAAAUGAUGUACAACCAUUAGCACCUUGCAAAUGGUUUUAUUCAAAUGCAGAAUGCUGGACACAAGUUCCUGGGAUGUUCUGCUUUAAGAAUGCAGAUACUGCUGUCAGGGAGAUUAAUUAACUCCAGUGAAAUAGAAACAGCAGAGGGUUCUAAAUAUUAGAAGCUAGUCAGACUGAUUUCCAUAGCAAGUUCAUGAAAGGCUGUUAAUCUCAACUGGUAUUUUAAAUGAAUUAAGAUUGAAGCCCUUGAGCCAGGCUCCACUCACCCUGUGAAAAACAGCCAAGCGUCGACUCUUCAGAUUUCUGAAGGCUCCCUCUGACAGUCACAGAAAGUUGGAGGGUCUUAAUAUCCAUUUAACAUUUUUUAUUAUGUAAAAGCCGAGACUGAAGCCAGCUAAUCAGAGACUGAAGCCUUUUGGAAGCAAGAGGAUUGAACCUCCCUGGCUAGCUGAUUACAUAUUCUCAACGCCCCCCUUCCCUCUUGAAUAAAACAGUAAGUCAUGCAACCUGUGCUAUCACAUGCAUCCCCCCCUCCCCUCGCUCUUUGCACUGGUGCCUCUGAAGUUCCUCCUCCUUGUCCCUUAGUUUUGGGGACUCAUCUGGCAGCUGCUUUUUAGAAUGGGGUGGGAAAGUUUGCUGCUCCUUUAAGUAUGCCUUGACAAGUUACAUUAACAUGGUAGUACACACAUGUGCAAAGUAUUUGUAUGGUUUGCAGUAUGCUGAAGGUAAUGUAACACCACAAGAGGCAAGAGCUGAAAGGCACAAAAAGGUACUUCAGUGCGAGGCAAUAUAUGUUCAGCAGAUGCAUGCAAGUGUAGAAGAAUGUGGUACUGGGACAGAUUUCAGCUUCCAGAUCUUACUGCUGCAGAAAUUAGUUUGGUGAUUUUAGGAACCAGAGGGGAGCAACAGAAUGGGAUUUCCUGGGGUAAGGGAGGAGCUCUGCACAACUGCCUGUCCAUCCCCAUGAACAAAAGAUGAUACAGAGGGUGCAAAAAAAAUUAACAAGUUCACUUACUAAUUAUUCAGGAGAUAGUAUUUGGCUUUUCUUGUGUGGAUGUUUAUAUUUAGCACAGUAAGCAAAGCCCCAAUGCUGGUGGCCUGUAGCAAUUGGAAAGUCGUCGUGUGUCCAGCAAUACAUUUCAGAUCUACUUGCCAAGAACCAAAAGGAUUAUAAUUCAUAUUUCAAAAAACUUUUCAUGUUUGCCCUCUAAAGAAUUCCAUUAGACACAUGCAAUAGCAUACAUGUGUACAGGGGAACUUGGUGUGUUUGUUGGCGGGGGGAGGAACCCCUCGCACAAGGAUCAGAGUUCUUCAGCAACCAGAAUGUACACCCCUUCCAUCUCAAAGCUUUAGUUCAAGUACUCCACAUGGACAGCCAAGAAUUGUGCACCCAGAAGGAAAUCUUACCAAAGUUGGUGGGAAAUAAAAAAUACUCUUCAACCCCCAA